AGUACUGGUGGGACGAGUCAGAGCAAUGCACCUUUGCAGACACCCCAGGACGUGAUGUUUUCCCGCCUGACGUAUUCUUCCGUCACCCUGACUGUUCCCGGGGUCGAUGACGUCAUUCUACAGUACCGGAAGAGCGGUAGUACAGAAUGGUGGCCAGUACCACAGUCAGGGUCAAACAACGUGCGGCUUCAGAACUUGGAACCUGACGUCACAUACAGAGUACGGGCAGCUCGCAGACCGGCAGAAGACACAGGGGAACAUGUUUAUUCUGAGGAAGCGGCCUUCAGAACUCUCAGCAACGAUCGCCUUGGUGUAGGCCACCUUCACCAAUCUCCCUCAAGAUCGCGGCCAGUGUCUUACAGACUCUGCCUAGACUACAUCAGUAAGAACCUGACCAUAGAAGACUUCAAGAGACUCAAGUUCGUGUGCAGACCUCACCUGCACGUGGGCGAGUUGGAAAGCGUCACCAACGGCCGGGAGCUGUUUGACAAACUGGACAGGAAGGGCGUCAUAUCGGAAGACAACGUCUCCGAGUUGAAAACCACGUGUAGAGACUUGUUGCUGACGGUGCCGCUGGGAACGUUGAGGAGAUACGAGCGGGAAUGGGGCCUGUGCCUCGCGACGGACACAGCAGACCUCACCACAGAUGCUGAGCCUGAGAACUUACCGGAGGAUCUGCCGGUGCACGAAGCUCCUCAUGAAAGACCACUGCCCGUACAAAACGAAGCCCCUCCUGCUGUCCCUGUAGCUGAGGUCCCAGACCCUGUCCCCAGUCCGCCCACUGUUCUGGGUGUGGUGUUAUUGUCCGUUCUUGCUGCUGUUGUGGUUGUGUCUUCCGUCUUUCUCAUAGGGCGCUUCAUUCCGGAGGAGGAUCGUCUGAGAAGUGUCUUAGGGGUCCCGAGAGGUAUCGGGAUCCCCUUCAGUGAAGUUCCCUACCCGACUGAGUAUUUCACCGGCCACGAGGAUUACCUAAGCAAGUUGGAGUCAGAGUACGACAAGUUCUCAUCCAGGUGGUACGAAAGAACAAGAAGCCACACGUUAGUCCAGGUGUUGACAGGUCUGCCUGGGUAUGGUAAGACGGAGAUCGCGAUCCAGUACGCGCUGCGGUCGUACCACCAGGGCCGGUUCAGGGGAGGCAUCUUCUGGCUCACCUGCUCAUCAAGACAGCGUCUCAACGUCGGGCUGGAGAAAAUGAUGGCGAACAUCGGCCUGUCCCUGGAGUUGAAGGACUACACCCACGAGAACAUCCUGCGGGUGGUGACCAAGUGGCUGUGGACCAACCACAACUGGAUGCUGGUCCUGAACGGCGUGCGCAGCCCCGACCUGGUGCGGGAGUACUUCCCCUCCCUGCCGAAGGGGGGCCACAUCAUCAUCGCCUCCGACUACACCGACUGGAAGCGGGUCUGGGACGGCACCGUCACCACCGUGUACGACGUGACCGGCCUGAACCAGACCGAAGCGGAACUGUUCCUGAUACGCCGCCGGUGGGACCUCACUCUUCAAGAGGCCGCGUCCAAACGUUCAGAACUCAUGGAGUCUACGUCAGAGGAAUACGUAGCGCUGCAAACUCUCGUAGGAAAAGACGGAUUCGACGGACUGCCGCUUGCGUUAGAAAAGGCCGGCGCGUACAUGAGGUACAACAAGUACUCGUUCGCACGUUAUCUAGAGCUGUACCGACGCAAGACGGCGGGUCUUCUCGGUGAAGAACAUGGCGAUCUCCCGAUCAACGUGAAAAGCAGCAUGCUUCUUAGCGCCGAGAAGUUACAGAAGGACUACCCGGCGGCGAUCCAGCUGUUGGAGAUCUGCUCGCUCCUUGACCUGGCCGUCCCGGAGUGGAUUUUCGUGCGCGCGGCCGUGAAUCUGACGGACUCCCGCCUCAGAGACGAGCUGCUGGGCGGAGAAAACGGCUCCUCCGUGUCGGAGAUCGAGAUAUCGGACAACCUGAACACCAUCCUGAUGAGGCUUGAAAGGUACUCUCUCAUCAAGCGGCACCAAGGGGAUGAAACAGGCGAGGUGGUGGUAGACGAUGAUGUACAAAGGGAAAAGAUGUACUUCACCAUUCCAAGACUCCUACAGACUGUUAUAAGGUCCGAUCUUAAGGAGAAGCCUCAGAAGAUGACCCUGGCCCUGAGUAACGGCAUCCGCAUCCUGAAGGCGAUCUUCCCGAACGCCACGUCCGUGUCCCUGGGCAUGUUUGUGUCCUUCAACGACCGGGACAAGCACAUCAAGUACAACUUCAUCGUCACCAACACCCUCAUCGUCGGCCAGACGGUGGCCGAAGUCGUCCGGAAAUUCCCCAGGAAGAAGACGACAACUGCCGACGUCAACGCUGAGACGUGCUCGAGGAAGGAGGAAUGCCUACAGCAGGUUGAGGACCCGACUCCGCUCUUCAACGCCGUCGGGAUGUACCUGAGGCGGGACGGGCAGUCGGAACAGGCGCUGGAGAUCUUCCAGCUGGCAGUGCGCGCUACCGAGGUUCUAAAUCAAGGAGACAAGUACCAACUGGCUAUAGCGAGAAGGUACCUUGGGAAGGCGUACUUCGAGCUGCUGGAGCUGGACAAGUCUGAGCAGGAGUUUGAAGAGUCCCUGAGGCUGAUCAGGCAGCUGUACCCCAAGGAACAUGUCGAAGUCGCUUGUGGCAUCCAGGCUGUGGCACGUGCUCGGCAGCGACGGAAUUUGACGGAGAUGGGCGAAGAUUACGUCACAGAAACCGAGAGGAUGUUACAAACAGCCCUCAGGUUAAAGAAAGCCUACUACGAGAAACGGAACGUUUCCAACCACUACAUGAUCGCUGUGGCCUACAAUAACCUCGGAGCGCUUUACCAGGACCUGGGGCGUCUGGAGGAGUCAGAAAAACUCAUCAAGGCCAGUCUGGAGAUGAAGCGGGCAGUUUUCGGGGAGGAGCACAUCAGCGUAGCAAUUGUGCUGAACAAGCUGGCUAGAAACUACCUGCUGGGUGACAGCAGGAACCUGACCGAAGCCGCCCGUCUGACCAAGUUGUCUCUGGAGAUGAAGAAGAAGGUUCUUCCACAGCGACACAGAGCGUGUCAACUAGCCCUCUACUUUCUUGUUCGGAUCUACAAAGAGAUGGGUCAGGAAGCUGAAGCCGGGGAGUACGAGAAGGAACUCACGGAGUAUGACCAGAACAACGAGUUCCUACAAAAACUGGAGGAUAAUACGUCUAGUUUCUUCGAACUUUAUCCACAUGAUUGGACAGUGUGGCUAUGACGAAACACCAUGUUACCCCGUACUGUGAUUCUCAGGUUCUUUACCUAUUUUUUAACUAUUUUAUUAGGUUUAAGCUGGAAUUGUGUUUCAGUCCAUUGAAUCAUGCUUUUCUAAUUCUACUGUGUAAAUAGACGACAGUAAUGACCAAAGGAAUUUUGUCCAUAGUUUUAAAGAAUUU
This is a messenger RNA of Branchiostoma belcheri (Belcher's lancelet), 3406 nucleotides long. RefSeq lists its product as uncharacterized. The transcript is spliced from 15 exons. Gene Ontology annotation, molecular function: protein binding. Bases 55 to 3228 code for a protein of 1057 amino acids. Lineage: Eukaryota; Metazoa; Chordata; Leptocardii; Amphioxiformes; Branchiostomatidae. The record is from RefSeq and is a predicted model, not a curated record. Gene Ontology annotation, biological process: regulation of apoptotic process.